AUUUUUGCUAGAAUAACUUGUGGAUUAGAGUGAAAAUAUUUGUCGCCAAUGGUAAUAUGCUAAGUUGACUCAAAGCCUGAUCACUUUCUUGAUGACCUUCGCUUGAAUAAUCCAUGACCUCAACUCAAGAGGUACAUUACUUUUGCUGUGGCUAUCGGAUAGACAUAAACACUCGGGAGAUAUGUGAACAUUCUUAACUAUUUAUUGAACUGCAGUUUUGCGGAGACUGUUGAUCUCAAUGUAUCUGAUCCUGUAGGGCAUAAACACAUACCUUACGUCGUCGUUCUUGUGAAGAUGGCUGAUGAAUGGACUCAGUCCCAUAGUGGCAAUCUUCCUUUGACCAGGGAAGAGAAAAAAGAAUUUAAGGAUUUGGUGAAGUCCAAGAUGAUAUCUAUGGAUGAGGAUAACUACAAAGAGGCCAUUGAAGCCGCUUUCAAAGUUUUUGCUCCUCGUGAAAUCAGCUCAGAGAUCCAACAGAUCAGCAAUGAUGCUUGUGCUGAAGCGAGUUCAAACUCCUCAGAUUUUGGGGUGAUGGUAGCGGCUCUGAAGGAGUUUGUCUCGAACGAAGGUGGUGGAGAGGCACCCCUCGAAGGCUCUAUACCAGAUAUGACGUCGUCAACAGAAUAUCGUAUGGUAGAGGAGGAGUUCAGCAAUCCUUCUGUGACCGAGAUUCAAAAGUGUUUAGCGGACGAGGAUUACAGGUGUGAACACAAACAAAAGCAUCAUCUGGUUUGAAAAGUGAGCUUGUUUGCUUUCUAUGGUUGCAUGUUAAUGUUGUUAACGGUCGCAGUUGGUGCAAUGGGAUUUUAUAUUCUUCUUAGAGCUGUGGACAGGUUUUCCGCCAACUAUAUAACAAGUUUCCUGGCCAGUUUGAUGGGAGGGAUGGAUGAGGACAUUUCUCGGUUAAAAACUACUGCCAGAUGAUCUUAUCAAUGAGAUGUGUCGGUUUGGUGCCUCUGAGCUUCAUGUGGUUGCUGCCUUUCUUGGAGGAAUCGCGUCUCAAGAAGCCAUCAAAAGAUUUGAGCUCUGUCUUUUGCUCAGGUCAUUGAAGCCUACAACGAGUAUGCUGGGGUGAUAGAACGUCCGUAAGCCUCAAGGUGGCUAAAGAGGAAAGGAGAAGGCAAGCUGGAUCAGUCAUAAUCCCUGAAAGAAGAGUGGCAGAGAGCUCGUCAUGAAAAAGGACUGAGAUUACUCUAGUAAAAAAUCUCCUAAGCAGGUAGAACAUAUCUGCGAGAAACCUUUUGCCUAAGCUGCUUGCUUCAUGUUCUCUUUUUUUCUUCAUCCUUCACGUUCAGGCAAUUGUAUGUAUACCAUGUUUGGAAGCCAAAUGAUUAGAUAUGGAUACA
Messenger RNA from Raphanus sativus (radish), 1346 nucleotides. Its product is annotated as NEDD8-activating enzyme E1 regulatory subunit AXR1-like. The coding region runs from base 295 to 735 and encodes 146 amino acids. The transcript has 6 exons. Gene Ontology annotation, molecular function: ubiquitin-like modifier activating enzyme activity. The record is from RefSeq and is a predicted model, not a curated record. NCBI's taxonomy places the organism in Eukaryota, Viridiplantae, Streptophyta, Magnoliopsida, Brassicales, Brassicaceae.